Messenger RNA from Papaver somniferum (opium poppy), 666 nucleotides. RefSeq lists its product as uncharacterized. The transcript has a single exon. Gene Ontology annotation, molecular function: nucleic acid binding; RNA-DNA hybrid ribonuclease activity. The record is from RefSeq and is a predicted model, not a curated record. Lineage: Eukaryota; Viridiplantae; Streptophyta; Magnoliopsida; Ranunculales; Papaveraceae. The coding region runs from base 1 to 666 and encodes 221 amino acids.
AUGUGGGCUUUAUGGAAACAUAGAUGUGAUAGUGUCUUCCAACAUACUAACCCAAAUGCACUUAGCAUAACCAGGCAUAUAGAACAAUAUUUUCAGUGGCAACAUCUUGAAUUUAAACUUGUUACCACUAAUGCUGAUUCGCAGAGACGGGCUACUAUAUUUCCUCGUUGGCAACCGCCACCAGAGGGUUACUUUAAAAUUAAUAUUGAUGCUUCUAUGUUGCCUAACUGUACAAUUGCGGGAAUUGUCAUUCUAAUUAGAGAUCCUGCAGGGCGAUUCAUGGAAGCCAUGGGACUCCUCCAGCAUGCCAGAAAUAUAACUCAAGCAGAAGCAUGGGGAUUCUUACACGCUAUGCAAUGGGCACAUAGAUGUCAAUACAAGAAGGUUAUGUUUGAAAAUGAUAACAUGCAUGUAGUGAAUCUUCUUAAAUCCCAAAAGCUAUAUCCUCCCUGGAAGGAUGCAUGUAUAAUUAAUAGGUUUGUAAGUUUGUUAGUUCAAAAUCCUUAUUGGUCCUGUCUGCAUGCAAAUAGAUCUUGUAAUAAAGUUGCUGAUGAAAUGACUAAAUAUGUAAGGAAAAAUAAUUUAGCCAGAGUGUUGUGGUUUGUUUGUCCAUCGGAUUUCAGAACAACUCUUGAAGCUGAUUAUGCAUGUAGUAGCUUGUCAUAA